Molecule: messenger RNA, 2742 nt
Organism: Oncorhynchus gorbuscha (pink salmon)
Lineage: Eukaryota; Metazoa; Chordata; Actinopteri; Salmoniformes; Salmonidae
Product: glycerol kinase-like
Exons: 19
Coding region: 153-1865 (570 amino acids)
Biological process (GO): triglyceride metabolic process; glycerol metabolic process; glycerol-3-phosphate biosynthetic process
Cellular component (GO): mitochondrion
Molecular function (GO): glycerol kinase activity
Source: RefSeq, a predicted model, not a curated record
UAAAUUAGCCACAACCGAUAGGAUUUUGUCAACGUGACUGGAAGGAUUCUCGCAUGGUCUCAACAGGACUGCGUGUAGUGGGUGAUAUAAAACCGACCACACGGGUUCACCGGCGUUUGUAGAACUUGAUCACCACGGAUACGAACAGAAAGAUGUCCACGGCUUCUUACUCGGAGAGGAUCACAAUGGAGCCCCUGGUCGCAGCUAUCGAUCAAGGCACAAGCUCGACGAGGUUUCUGGUGUUCAAUUCUAAAACUGCAGAGCUGCUUAGUCACCACCAGGUUGGGAUAAAGCAGAGUUUCCCUAAAGAGGGCUGGGUAGAAGAGGACCCUAAGGAGAUUCUUCAGUCAGUUUAUGAGUGUAUGGAGAGGACCUGUGAGAAGCUCGGCCAGCUCAACAUAGACAUCUCCAACAUUAAAGCUGUCGGCGUGACCAAUCAGAGAGAGACUACGCUGGUUUGGGACAAAGAGACUGGGGAACCGCUCUACAAUGCCAUUGUUUGGCUGGACCUUCGUACACAGUCCACAGUGGAGAGGCUGAUCAACAGCACCCCGGGAAAAAACAAGAACCAUCUGAAGCACAAGACCGGUCUGCCCAUCAGUACAUACUUCAGUGCUGUGAAGCUGCGUUGGCUCAUGGACAACGUGGAGGAGGUCGCUGAGGCUGUCCUGACACACAGAGCCAUGUUCGGCACUGUGGACUCCUGGCUUAUCUGGUGUCUGACAGGGGGGAAGAGUGGAGGGGUGCAUGUCACAGAUGUGACCAAUGCAAGUCGCACCAUGCUCUUCAAUAUACACACCCUGGACUGGGACCCCGAGCUCUGCAAAUAUUUCGAUGUCCCAAUGGAAAUUCUACCCCAAGUGAAGAGCUCCUCAGAAAUAUACGGUUCAAUGAACUCUGGUUCUCUGGCAGGAGUUCCCAUCUCCGGGUGUCUCGGGGACCAGUCCGCUGCUCUGGUUGGUCAGAUGUGCUUCCAGGAUGGACAGGCUAAAAACACGUACGGAACUGGCUGCUUCCUGCUGAGAAACACAGGGAUCGAGCCAGUGAUGUCAGAUCACGGCCUCCUGACCACACUGGCCUACAAACUGGGGAAGGACUCACCAGCCCACUACGCUCUCGAGGGGUCGGUGGCCAUAGCUGGCGCAGUGGUACGCUGGCUGAAAGAUAACCUGGGAAUCAUCCAAUCCUCCGCAGAGAUCGAGAAGCUGGCAGGUGAUGUGGGCUCGUCCUAUGGAUGUUACUUUGUUCCUGCCUUCUCCGGGCUGUACGCCCCCUACUGGGAGCCCAGUGCACGAGGUAUCAUCUGUGGCCUGACUCAAUUCACUAACAGAUCUCACCUGGCCUUCGCUGCGCUGGAGGCUGUCUGUUUUCAGACUAGAGAGAUCCUGGAGGCUAUGAAUCAGGAUUACGGGGUUCCUUUGACCCAGCUCCAGGUGGACGGAGGCAUGACCUCCAACAGGCUACUGAUGCAGCUUCAAGCUGAUGUACUCUGCAUCCCCGUGGUGAAGCCGUCCAUGUCGGAGACCACGGCGCUGGGCGCAGCCAUGGCAGCAGGAGCAGCGGAGGGGGUGGGUGUCUGGAGUCUGACCCCUGGUAACCUCACAACCAUCCCCACUGACAAAUACCAACCCCUGAUCAAUCCUGAGGAGAGUGAGUUCCGGUACGCACGAUGGAAGAAGGCUGUCCAGAAGGCCAUGAAUUGGGAGACCACUGAGCCCAUCAGCAACGGGAACGGCCCGGUGAGCAACGGGAACGGCCCGGUGAGCAACGGGAACGGCCCGGUGAGCAACGGGAACGGCCCGGUGAGCAACGGGAACGGCCCGGUGAGCAACGGGAACGGCCCGGACACCACUAGUAGGAUCUGAGCCAACACUAGGAACCGUUGAGGAUACAUAUGGAGUUGAAGAGAGGGGGAACAUACAGAAUGUAACACCCGUCCCUCCAUAGGUCCACAUGGCACCUACAUCUGAUGGCUGUUUGGGCAUGCUGUGGACUGUCCUUUCCUCCUGAGAGCAUUCCUAGUGCACAUCCUGUUGCCUCCUGUACAUGUACUCAGCCCCGGUCUCUUAGUCCCAUGGACAAGGACCCUACCCGUGAGCCUUUUAUCUUGGAAGAAAGGCCCAAAGAUUGAAUCAAUUGAUGGAGCUCGACUGUGUGUCUGAACGGUGAUGGAGACUGAUUCUCCUGUGGAAGGGAAAAAAAACAAACAUCCAAUCUUGUCUUGUUUUCUAUUAAUUUAUUAAGCAGAUGAUAUUUUAAUGUUCAUCUUUUUUUGUCAUAUUGUGCAUUUUGUCAUUUUAACAAAUGUGGGCACUGUACAUUUAAAAAAAUAAUAAUAAUAAUUAAUUACACUGGUUAGUAAUAGCGUCACCAUUGAACCAGUGUUGUGAGAAUGUUGUAGGCUACAUAUCUAUAAUGUGGAAUGGAAGACCUGCCGAGAGAUGGUUUGCUACUCUGAUGAUCGUAGGAUGUACCUAGUUAUAUGUGUGUCCACUUGACGGAACCUCGGUAUGAAAAGCAUCGCAGGGUCCUUACAGCACUUUAUAAUGAUUGCUUUACGUGUGGAGUGCAUGAUAUGAGUACGACGCUCUGGAUUUUUAAAGGGACAUUUGUGUAUUUAAAUAAUAAUAAUUAAAUACCGAUAAAGCUUUUUUUAAGGGAUCAUCAAUGGAUAAUGAAAGGUCUGUGAAACACAUUUACUUAAGUUGCAAGUGGAAGUUUUAACUUCAAAACGCUUCAUAA